AUUAAACUGAAGUGUCCUAUUUCCGUUUCGAAAGAAGUUUCAGUGUGAGGUUAGUGCUUCGUAUCUUAUUCAAGGAUUAGUGAUAAGUAUAUAUCACAAUACACUGUAAGAAUACUCAUGGGAUAGGGGGGUCGACGAUCAUACGUUGUAGAAAAAGUGGCGUUAAGUUUUCACCUGUGAUCGAGGUGUGAAAAAGUUUAUUCAACGAUUUUCUGUGGAAUGUGAAGAAUUUGAUAAUAUCAGUGGUGGAUAGAAAGGAAAAUAUUAUUUAAAAAUCAGUAGCUUGUCAGUGGAUCAUUUGUAGGAGAUAAUUAUAAAGAGUUAUUAAACAAUAUCAAGAUAUUAAUGUGAUGUGUAGUAUGAAGUCAAGGGUAGUGACAACAAAAUGAAUGGAAUAGCCUUGAGACAGCAACCACAUUAUCACAACAGUGUGUCUGCGUUAGGCUUGGCCAACAACGAGACCAAAUAUCGACCCUCCACUGCCAUCAAGACCGAAACACUGACAGACAAAUAUACAAUCAAGGGAGAGAUUGGCAGAGGGAAGUUUGCUGUGGUACGCAAGUGUAUCAAUAAUGAAACAGGCGAAGAGGUAGCGGCCAAAUUUAUCCGCAAGCGACGGAAAGGAAAGUCGUGUCGUGAUGAAAUCCUUAGAGAGGUGGUCAUGUUAGAGCUUGGGUUAGAGCAUCCCAGACUUGUGGAUCUCAAAGAAGUGUUUGAGACGCAAACUGAGCUCAUACUCAUCACAGAGUAUUGUGCUGGUGGCGAGUUAUUCACAGAGUGUGUGAUAGAGGAGUCCUUCAGUGAAGCUGACGUGGUCCGAUUCCUGGCACAGAUCCUAGAGGGCCUCGACUACCUCCAUGAAAGAAAUAUAGUGCACUUAGAUCUUAAGCCCCAGAAUAUAUUAUUUACAAAGCCAUUUCCCCAUGGGGAUAUUAAAGUCUGUGAUCUCGGCUUUGCCUGUCUAGUUAACACAGGGGAGGAUAUUAGAGACAUCAUUGGUACUCCAGAUUAUGUAGCUCCAGAAGUGCUGUCCUAUGAACCUCUUGGUUUGUACACAGAUAUGUGGAGUCUGGGAGUACUGACGUACGUCAUGCUGACCGCCCAUUCACCGUUUGCUGGUAAGGACAAUCAGGAGACUUUCCUUAACAUAUCACAGGUCAACCUGGACUUCCCCGAAAGUCUAUUUAAGGACACAUCGCCCCUGGCCCAGGACUUUAUCACCAAGUUACUGGUCAAAGACCCAGAGGAAAGAUUGACUGCCAAACAAUGUUUACAACAUCCUUGGGUAGCUGGCCGAGUGGAUCCUGAAAAAAUCCUCGAGAUCUCCAUUGAAGAAAAAGGAGAAAUGGAGGACUGUGACAAAUCAGUGUUCACCAAUCAGGACAAAGAAAGCGAAUUCAGUGUAACCAAUGAAAACAGUUCUGAGUGUGAACCAUCCAAUCAGAGUUCGGAAAAUAGCAGGUUGAACAAAGAAAAUCCAGAAGAAGUGUUAAAGGAAAGUUUGAAAGAAAACAUUUCAACGGAAAAAGAUACUUGUCAAGAAAAAGACUUGAAGAAGUUAAUUCUGUGUUCAAACAUUUUGGAUAAAGUGACAGAAGAAAACAGCUCUUCAAUGUGCAAUGAAAACAUAGACACUAGUGUGUGUCAUAGUUGUAAGCAUAUAUCUGAUUGGUCUUCCACUGGAGAAGACAAUAUGGAACUUGCUGAGGAUAUCGAUAAUAAAGUGUCCCUGGUGUAAUGAUUUAUUUUUUUGCUGUAAAAUGCUAACAUUUUUAUAGAGGAAUUUUUAAAAAAAAAAAUGGUCGUAUUUUGGGAAAUAUAGCCAGGGUUUUUGUAAUACAGUUAAGUUUCAACUGGUUAUAUAAAAACACAUUAGGAAAAUUUUCUUUUUAUUUUCUGUAGACAUGAGCUUGGGUUACAGUCAAAGAUUUUUGUUCACUCACUUUGCCAUUAGAUGGUGCAGUUUGAAUAUGUCUUCAAUGGGCUGUAUACAAUGGAAGGUGUUUUGUCUAUUUACAUGAUUUAGUAAGCUACUUAUAUGUCACAGAGUAUAUUUCGCUUCAUGUAAUUGUUAAAUUGUUGAGAAUUCUUUUAACAAUUGUGACCAAGCUUACACCAAGUUUUUUUUUCUUUUAUUACACAUUAUGUGUUGUUCUGUCUUUAAUAAUUUUCCAGGAUUUGUUAGAAAAUAAGUCAUUAAAAAAUUUGGGAUCAAAUCCAUGUCAGAUAUAAAUAUGAUUAUAUAUGUAUAUUUUAACUGUAUUAUGAGUACAUUGAUCAGAUCCACAGUGGACCAAAGAGAAAUAUCUCCUCACGUAGCAAUAGUUUACAUGUAGUUUAUUUUUUUCCCUUGUGAACAAAACACAAGGAUUUACAAAUGAUUCCAAUGUUUAUCUACAUUCAAUGUCACGUAUCUAAAUGUGUGUACUAGGGUCCAGUGAAACUUGAAUAAUGAAGGUGUUUUUCUUUCCUGGUUCAUUUGUGGUAGUGAAAUUAUUUGUGUGUGUAUUUUGUUAUAGGUACAUUUGGUUUUGCUGCACUUUGUUAUCAGUUUCAUGACAUUUCAGAAACAAUAUCUCAGACAUUUUUUUCUCAUAUGUAUCUCAGGCUUUUUGCACUUUUUCAGCUGGUUUACUUUAGUAACUUGUGUUAUACCUGCCCCACACUUCCACUCUUCAGAGAGUGGUUGCAUUCAAGCAGUGUUACUUUGUGUCCCUUUUCCAAAACCCUUACAUUUGGCAACAUCCACAUAAAUAUGGGGGAUUCUUACUGUAGAAGUCUGUCUUUUCAUGUAUGUACCACAAAGUAAGCAGAACUAGAGAAAAAAGGAGGCAGUUCUUAUAAGGGAUUAAAAUAUUUUGCAUUCAUCAGAUGGAUAAUUAAAAAAAAAGUAAUUAGACAUGUAUAUUUAAAAAAGAAAAAAAACUUAUCUUCAUAUUACAUAUUCAGUUUUUAAUUUUCUUUUUUUCUCCCAAAAUUUUAACAUAAUUGCUCACAAAAUCAAUGCUAGAAAUUUUUUCCAUUUUGUCAUGUUUUCAUAGGGCAAAGAUUAAUUAAUGCAAUUUAAAGCAAUAUUUUUGUCUGAUGAUUAGGGUUAAUAAAAUUAAUAUACAUUUUUUUACACACUGUAAACAUUCCCAUACACAGUUUUUUUCAGGGUACAGGGAAACAUCUAGUGCAUCAUCUCUCAGGCAUUAAAUAUUUAUCAGGCAUUCUAAUUGUAGGGGGAAAAUGUAGUGGUAAAAGAUUUUUGCAUUCUAAACAAGAUGGGAAAAUAUUGGAGAAAGAUUAAUUUGUCAAUAGAUAAACCCAGUAUGUCUUUGUAGACUCGAUACUUUGUCAUUAUAUCAGUUUUCGGUUUGUGAUGGAGUUAUUCCCCCCUCCAUACACUUCAGUCAUUUUUGUUAAUGUAACCUAUGAGCUCUUUUGUAUUCCACUGAAAGCUAACACUUUAAUGACAUAUCUCAAGCUUAUAUUAUAUCUGUUUGCAAAUUGUAACCAUGGUAACCAAGAAAUGGAUGCAAGAGUGCCAAAGUGCGUGACAUAUCUAUCAGGAGAACCAGUACACUUUUUUUUUUUACAUGUAGGGUCCAAUAGAUUUUCUUUUGUCUCAGUGACUUGUGUUGAACCACUCCAAAGAGGAAACCAAUUCCAUUGUUGUAUUAUGAUUUUAUAGGUACUCGCAUACUGUGUACAGCUUAGAUAGAUGUGUAUGAUAGUCUCCCCUGAUCGUCUUGCUUUCGUUUUUUUUUUCUCGUUGUGUAUGUAGGUGUGAGAUACUUGUUAAUAUAUUUGCAGUAUCUAUGCAAAAUUAUAUUUUUGCGUAUGCUUUGUUGCUUUUUACUAUGUUUUUAGUAACUUGGACAUUCAACUGAUGGGGUACACACAGUUUUUAUUUGAAUAAGACAGAUAUUGAUAAUAUUGUCAUAAAUUUUCAUAUUCAGAGGAGGGUUUUUUUUCUUCUAAAAUAUAUGAUAUAUAUAUUGCAUUUUUAUUUUUACAAGAUCACGUAAAGUGCUUCUCUGGCUUAGUUUUCACGUCUGUUGGCCACUUGUCAGUAAUUAAUUUCUGUUGUUACAUGUAUAUUCUAAGUCUGCUUAAAAAGAAAUUUUUGUGCCUCUUUUACAAAAUGCGCCAUUUUUAAAAACUUAACAGGAACCCCAUUGAGACAUUGAAAAAACAGAAUCUAAACUACAGAAAGAUUCUUGUUCAAUAAUUUGAUUAUUCAUAUAGCCAAACUGUUGUUAAGGAAAAGAUUUUUACUUCCAUGAAUUUUCUUAACUGUGCAAAUUUAAUGAAAGGACAUUUAUAUUUAACAGGCAAUAAGGUACAUAGAAGAACACCCCAUGUUCCACUGUAAGCUGAAAAAUUCUGUCCCAGCAAUUAUGUGCUAUAAAGGAACAUUCUGAAAGUUUAUCUUUUGUUUGAGCACAGUGUAAAAACAAAGGGGGAGGGGGAAUUCCCUCGAGAUAAAAGUAUGUGACUUUUUCUUUCAAACUUACAGUACAAAGGAAAUCAAUAAUUAUGAAUUUUUACAAGAGGAAGUAAUGUGUUUUUACACAGAUCUGUUUGUUAAAUAGGUGUGUAUGAAGUUGAAUGGACUAACUUUAUGUACACAGGAAAUAUUUUUAUGUCACAUUUUUUUUUAUUAAAAGCUGUGCUUGAGUUCAUUACAACACUUUUAAUCACUGAUAGGAAGUGUGAACAAUGUACUUUAUUGGUAUACAUAUAUCAUCCUUUUAGAAUAUAUCUACCAAUACUUAUUGUCAAAUAUUUAAGAACCAGUUUUCAAUCCUUAAACCACAAUAGUACACUAUUCAAUAAGAGUACUAAGUAAAAAGAUAAAAGUGUCUUGGAAUGAUUUCAGUAAAUAUACUCUCUUUCAGUUUAUUGUUCUUGUGUAAAGUGCAGAUUUCAUCAAUCAUGAAUUUAGGGAUUCAGUCAAUCUUACUGAUUUCCUGAUCAAAUUUAAAGAGACUAAAUAAUGAAAAAAAAUUGUUACUCUGUAGGAUAGUGGGAAGAAUACAGGCAUAAAAAUAAUUGAUUCUUCUGACUCUUUGAUCAUUUAUUAAUUCACUGAAGACAUACAGAAUCACUUUGUUAAACUUCAGACGUGUAAAAUUUUAUAAAACCAGACAAGAGCACAAAUAAUUUUGCAAAACAAUGUAGACUGUAGUACAGUCUGAGAUUUCUCAUUAACAGAUGCACUUCUAAAAGGAUAUUUCAGAAAUUAUGUUUAUGUGCACUUGUAUUCUGAUAUAGAUUCCAUACAUUUUUUUUUCCUCUGUUGAUGUUUUAUGUGGGUGUCUUACGUUGUGUAUAUUUUCGUUAGAGAUAGUCCACAUUUUCUCUGUCAGUUUUUCUCCCCCCUGUAUUGAUGCUAUUGUUACUGGUAGACAUAUUUUUAUUUUAUACAAUUAACAAGUAGAAAAAUCCGCAAUAAAUCAUUGCAAGCUAUGAAA
Messenger RNA from Saccostrea echinata, 5462 nucleotides. Its product is annotated as serine/threonine-protein kinase 17B-like. The transcript has 7 exons. Gene Ontology annotation, biological process: intracellular signal transduction; positive regulation of apoptotic process; protein phosphorylation. Gene Ontology annotation, cellular component: nucleus. Gene Ontology annotation, molecular function: protein serine/threonine kinase activity; ATP binding. The record is from RefSeq and is a predicted model, not a curated record. Lineage: Eukaryota; Metazoa; Mollusca; Bivalvia; Ostreida; Ostreidae. Bases 386 to 1738 code for a protein of 450 amino acids.